AUAUGACAGUGCAGGGGAGUUAUUUGGUGAAAGCUGUUCAUGAGAAGAGUCUAAAUUCUGUGGGGUAGAAAGAAAGGCUUUAACUCCAAAAGUAAGAAGAGCCUUUCAAAAAAGGGCCGAUGUUUUGUGCUGUGGGGUGAGUUGAUGCAACUGUUCUCAAACUUCACAAUUAUGGAUGGAGUUGUCUCACCCUCAGAAUCGGCAAUGUCUGGAUUCCACUACACGUGUGAGGUGUUGAUUGUCCAUUCUUGCGAAGCUCAGGAAUGGGCUACAUAUCUGCAGAAGAUCUUGAAGUCGUCACGCAAGUUUCCCAAAAGGUCUAUCGUAUUGUAUGCAGUUGACAGUGCUGACCAGCUACAUGGAUGCGAACUGAACAUUUUCUAUAAUAGUAAAUGCAUCGUGCUGCUGCUGACAACAGCAAUCCUGGACAUUCUAAAUGACCCUGAAAUCCUGGGAACUUUUCAGAGACUCCUUCAUCCUCCACACAGAGUGGUGGCGCUGUUGUGUGGGAUGUCGGGCGAUGACGUACCCACUGAAUGGUUUGAAAACUGGCAGAGCUGGAGAAAACUGUAUGCUGAAGACGAACCUGCUCUUUACAUCUCCACCAUUCUAGAAUCCAUCGCUGACUGUAAUACAGAAGAGGCUGAACAUGAGGCGGAAGCUACAGCAAAAACAGAAGCAAAAACAGAGUGCGAAAUCCCUGUGGUUAUGAACCCCAAAGCUGAGGGGACAGAGGAAGAGUCAGUGACAGAACCAGAGUGUGUCCAGGACGACAAUGACGAUGUGAGAACAGAGAUCCACCCAAACCAGGAAAUGAGCCCCACACAACCCACCUGCCUCACUGUUCAACCAAACAGAGUUUUAUGCGGGGACCAUGCAACUAUUUUUAUAAUCUUUUCUAAUAAACUGGACAACCAGUUGAAAAUGGAGGUGGUGUUUGCCUCUGAAGAUUCAACUGCAAAACGGGUUCUAGGGAUUUUGGAGAAUGAAUACACCAUCAGUAUUAAUGCGCCUGAUAUGCCAGCAGGAGAGGUGUCACUCACUCUGUAUAGCAACGACUCACCAGUCUGUUUGAGGCCUGUAACGUACUACACAGCCAUCGGAGAAAUCAGCCGUUAUCUUCAACAUGCAGCUGCUCCCCUGAACUUUAUGUGUCAGGCAUUCAAUUUAACAUCCAAUACCACAGAGUCACUUGACAAUUUGCUGACAGACUCAUUACAGUGCAGGAUCCCUGCAAGUGGACUUCAUGUGUUUGGAAUCAGACAGCUAGAGGAAGACAAUAUGGCUGCAUAUCAGCGAAAGGAGGAGCUUCCCACUCUGCUUCAUUUUGCAGCAAAGUACGGGCUGAAGAAGCUGACAACAGUCCUGCUACAGUGUCCAGGUGCCUUACAGGCCUACAGUGUGAUGAAUAAGAAUGGAGAUUACCCAAAUACACUGGCAGAGAGGAGUGGCUUCUCUGAACUGAGACAGUUCAUAGAUUACUUUGUGGAGACAGCUGGCACGGCGGACGAAGAUGAGGUGUACGAGUCCAACUCUUCUCAAGACAUCAUGAACGACUCCCUAAACCCUGGGUGUCAAGAAGACAUCUACGAGACCAUGUCCAACUCUUCUCAAGACAUCAUGAACGACUCCCCAAACCCUGGGUGUCAAGAAGACAUCUACGAGACCAUGUCCAACUCUUCUCAAGACAUCAUGAACGACUCCCUAAACCCUGGGUGUCAAGAAGACAUCUAUGAGACCAUGACCGAGUUAAACCAUGACUCCGGGGAAGACCUAUAUGAGGACAUGGAGAAGGCAUUAGGAGAGUCUUAUAACCCGGAGGAAGUCAUACUUAGAACAUUUUUUCAAGGUAAACCUGAUGCAGGUGUGCCCCACGUUGGGGAGGAUACAACUGAUGAAGAGGUGGGAGACCAGGUAGAAGAACCAGAGGGGUUUGAGGACGAAGAACUUUACAACAUGUGUGUUUCUGAUCAAAUCUAUGACACGUUGGACGAGAGUGCAAGCUAUCUCCCAGAAAUUGUCAACCGUCCACCAGCCCCCAUUCCGAGACCUGUAACAUUUUCAGAGCCUGAGGAGUCCAAGACGUACAUUUCAAGAGUGUUUUCAGCAAAAGAACAAUCAAGUCCACAGACGGACCUCAGAGAAACAGAGUCGUUCACUGUGAGGCCUGUGAGAGAUGGAGCCUCCACCUCCUCUUCCCACGACCCCUAUGCUGAGGUGAAGACCCAAGGCCAGAGGCAGCUCAUAGCCUUGCAGGAGAAGGUGAAGGUGGGGGUCCUGAGUGUGGAUGAUGCUGUCAAGGAAUUCAAGGCCUGGCAGUUUGAUGAGGAUAGGAGAUCUCAGUCUCUGCGUAAUCAACAGGAGAAUUUGAAGAGAUUACGAGGCAGCAUUACCAGACGCCACAAAGAGAGGGAGAAGAUUGGGAAGGAGAUCGGUCUGGAGAUAACCGCCCCACUACAGAGGAACCUUCCCUGGGGCGCCAACAUGGCUGUGGAGUGUUCUGUGUACGAGCCCACCCCACGGGUCAUUGCCCUACCCCCUCAUGUGACCCGGUCAAGCCAGAGAGACACCUGGAAGACUGGCAGUACCUCCAGCACAUCCAGUACUGGCAGUAGCAGACUCAGCACACAUAGUACGAUUAGCUACAGCAGCGGAACUGAGCCUGACUUUGAGGACACCGCAGACCUCCUCCCUCUACCCCCACUACCUCUACCCCCACGGCCCGCACCUCUACCUCCUCCCCCCAGAAUCCCACCACGACUCCCAGACAGGGCUGUUGCGAGUUUGCUGGAGGAGCGUUACGUGUCAUACCCCUCUCGAGCUCCCCCACAGAGACCACCUCAGAGGAACAACUCUCCCCCUCUCAUACCCCGGAGAACACGAUGACACACAGUUCUGCUGUUCUAGCGUUUCAAAUGACUGCCCUCUAAAAUAUCUGUCAGGAACAAGUCAGGCAGUGUUACUUACAGUUUUCAUACCCCUUGACUUAUUCCACAUGUUGUUGUGUUCCAGCCUGAAUUCAACAUUUUUUUUAACCAUCUACAUACAAUACCCCAUAAUGACAAAGCGAAAACAUGUUUUUCGAAAUGUUUGAAAAUGUAUUGAAAGGGAAAUACAGAAAUAUCUCAUUUACAUAGGUAGUCACACUCCCAAGUCAAUACUUUGUAGAAGAACCUUUGGCAGCAAUUACAACUCUCUUAAUAACUUCACCAUGCUCAAAGAGAUAUUCAAUGUCUGCUUUUUUUAAAACCAUCUACCAAUAGGUGCCCUUCUUUGAGAAAAUCAUUGGAAAACCUCCCUGGUCUUUGUGGUUGAUUCUGUGUUUGAAAUUCAAUGCUUAACUGAAGGUCCUUACAGAUCAUUGGUAUGUGUGGGGUACAGAAAUGAGGUAGUCAUUUAGAAAUCAUGUUAACCACUAUUAUUGCACACAGAGUGGGUCCAUGCAACUUAAGUUAAGUACAUUAUUACGCCUGAACUUAUUUAGGCUUGCCAUAACAAAGGGGUUGAAUACUUAUUGACUCAAGGCAUUUCAGCUUUUCAUUUAUCUAAAAACCUAAUUCCACUUUGACGUUAUGUGGUAUUGUGUUUAGGCCGGUGACACAAAAUAUAAAUUGAAUCAAUUUUAAACUCAGGCUGUAGCAAAACAAAAUGUGGAAAAAGUCAAGAGGUGUGAUUACUUUCGGAAAGGCACUGUAUAUGAACAUCAUGCAUGAAGGUUUGGGUGUGUCGAACAGAACCACAUAGAACGCCAUCCUCAAGUCAGUCAAUUCGGUAAGUAAACUGAAAUUCAUGUUCAAAAGGGACAUCUUGGAUUCAAACAACAACAAAGUGUCACCCUGUCACUUUUUUGGUGAACAGUUGAGGGGUGGGACUGUAUAAGCAUAAUAAAAAGGCAUGUAUUUUCAAUUGCUUCUAAAUAAACUCAAAUGGAGAAGCUAUUCAUUUCAAACGUUUUUCAAUGUUAAAUUCAAAUCACUUUCUGAAUUGACUGACUUGAAUUCUAAUGACUCCAACCCUACAAUAGACGCAGUGGUAGUGUAAAUGAUUUCGUAAAAACGAACAUGCUUUAGAAUUGUGAACGGUUUUCAACAAAUUGAUCAAAUAAAGAUUAUGUUUGUUUGUCACGCUU
Oncorhynchus keta (chum salmon) is the source of this 4129-nucleotide messenger RNA. RefSeq names its product phosphoinositide 3-kinase adapter protein 1-like. The record is from RefSeq and is a predicted model, not a curated record. Gene Ontology annotation, cellular component: cytosol. NCBI's taxonomy places the organism in Eukaryota, Metazoa, Chordata, Actinopteri, Salmoniformes, Salmonidae. The transcript is spliced from 17 exons. The coding region runs from base 145 to 2886 and encodes 913 amino acids. Gene Ontology annotation, molecular function: phosphatidylinositol 3-kinase regulatory subunit binding; signaling receptor binding.